GUAUGCUGACAAUCACAGAUUUCAUCUCUAUCCUAAGGAGAUUAUAUGUGUCUCCAAAUGUCAGAAUGGAUGAGCUGGAAGAUCAUAAAAUCCUGAAUUGGAGAGAAAUGGAAACAGACAGGCAGCGACCGUUUAUGUACAUCACUCCAGACGCCAGUUUGUUUGAUGCCAUCAAGUCUCUUUUAGAGAACCAUGUUCAUCGGUUGCCAGUGAUGGACGAGGUUACAGGCAAUGCUCUCUAUAUUCUGACACACAAGCGUAUCCUGCGUUUUCUGCACAUGUUUAUGAGAUCCUUGGCAGAGCCUCCCUUUAUGAGGUCUACAAUCAAAGAACUUGGUAUUGGAACAUACACCAAUGUGAUCACGGCAACACCAGAAACUACAAUCCUAACAGCCCUUAAUUUGUUCAUGGAUCACAGAGUGUCAGCAUUACCAGUUGUCAACAGUGCCGGCGAGAUCAUCAACAUUUAUGCCAAAUUUGAUGUUAUUACGCUGGCUGCUGAUAAAAGCUACAACAAUUUGGAUAUUACCCUUGAAGAGGCCCUCAAAAGAGAGAGUAGUGAGGGAACUGAGAAAGUGGCCACCUGCUUGCCUUCUGAUACUUUAAGUGCUGUCAUUGAGAAAAUUGUCACAGCUGAG
Messenger RNA from Candidula unifasciata, 638 nucleotides. Lineage: Eukaryota; Metazoa; Mollusca; Gastropoda; Stylommatophora; Geomitridae. The record is from the annotation of a GenBank genome assembly.